GCUGACGCUAAUGCUAUUGGUAAACUCGGACGGCCGAGAGAAAGCUUCAGAGAGCAAUGAAAAUCAAAGCUUCCAUCUCCCCUGUAAUGCUAUUGACUGACUAAAUAUUGUUCAUCGACAAAAACCCUCUCUCACCCCGCCGCUGCCAUGGAGCUCCGGCUUCUCUUUCUCCUCUUCUGCUCCUCCCUCCUCGUUCUGCCAACCCAUUUGACACCAUCAUCAGCAGCUAAAGACACCGAUACCCAUCUGCUCCAACCCACUGAUCAACGGCGCGACGGCUACAUCUCCGUGCUCUUGACCCAACAGGGGAUCGAUUUCGCCAAGGAUGUCUUGAUAGGCAAAGCAAUUUCUUCUCUGAUCCCAAUUCAGCUGGACGACAUCGAGAAGUCGGUCAAAAUCCCGCUGGUUGGCACCGUCCGCAUCCGUCUAUCUGACAUCGCCAUCAACGAAGCCACCGUGGGUUCUUCACGAGCUCAAGCUGGGCGCCCUGGAAUCCAAUUGGUUGCUUCUGGGAUUACUGCCCAGAUGAGCUUGAAGUGGAAGUAUUCUUACAAGGUUUGGUUUGUCGAGAUUUCUGACCAUGGAGUUGCCUCAGUUCAGGCUGAAGGUAUGCGAGUUGGGGUCAUUGCGGGUGUGAAGGAAGAUGGAGGCACCCUGAAGCUUUCAGUUUUGGCCUGCGGCUGCCAAGUGGAAGAUGUGUCUAUUGAUGUUCAUGGUGGAGCAUCUUGGCUUUAUCAAGCGUUGGUUGAUGCUUUUCAAAACACCAUAAAGUCCAAGGUGGAAAAGGCUGUUGCCAAGAAAAUCACAGAUGGGAUCGCAAAACUCGACACCAAAUUGCAAUCAAUUCCGAAGCUGAUCAACAUUGAUCGUACUGCUGCACUGAAUGUUACUUUUGUCAGCGAUCCCAUCUUCCAGUCAUCUUCAGUUGAUCUGCAAAUUGAUGGUUUGUUUACAUCAUUGGGUAAUGCUUUGGCUCCGGCCUAUCACCGUGUAGGGAGAGGAGCUUCUUUAUAUUACGACGACGAGUCUCGUAUGAUUGGAAUAUCACUACAUGAAGAUGUGUUUAAUUCUGCUGCAACAACAUACUUCAAUGCAGGUUAUAUGGAUUGGAAGAUCAAUAAACUGCCAGAUCAAUCCCUCUUGAAUACUGCAGCAUGGAAGGAUGUGUAUCCCGAGUUAUACAAGCUUUACCCCGAUGAUGACAUGACUCUGGAUGUGAAGUCUGCUUCUCCUCCAGUCAUUACCAUUACAGAGGAUGAUGGUAAUGCUGCCAUCGCCUUGGACGUGACAGUGAAAGUCUUGAAUGCUACUCAAGUUCUACCAGUUGCUUGUGUAUCAGUGGCAAUUAACGCUUCUUGCACUCCACAAAUCUUGGGGAACAACCUUACUGGCGUUCUAGAUAUGAGAAGUUUCAAAUUAUCUCCCAAAUGGAGCAACAUCGGGAACCUACAGACCCCUCUACUCGAGGAGAUGGUCUCCACUGUCCUAGGCAGCAUCUUCAUCCCAUACGUGAACUCCCACCUCGCAAGAGGGUUUCCCUUGCCUGUAAUUCACGGAUUCGCAAUCGCUGAUGGUGAAAUCAAAUGCAUGGAUUCGAGCCUCAUAAUCCGCAGCGACAUUGCCCUGACGUAAUGGCACGCUUAUAGCACAGACAACCAGGUUUCUGGGAAACUACACGAUGCCUUGUACAUAAAAUUGUUCUGUGUAAUAUGAGAACAGCAGUUGAGAUCAAUCAAAUGUGGGGUUUCCUUCUAGGCAUUUCGAGUAAGCAUAUAUAGCAUCAUUUGCAGAGAUGCCAAUGUAGUAACAGCUCCUCCCCGCAAAAUUCAUUUGCUUCUGUACUCUUUCUUUGUAUCCAUCUUCCUUGCAGUUUCAACCAUGGUUUCUGGUUUCUGUAAUCGACUCUGGCUGUCCAACCAUGAAAACCUCCUCAUAUUGUCAGUCAGACUAAUGUAGUACCUACAUCUAUAGGGAAAGUCUAGUUGAUGUUACUAACUUUUGGUCG
This is a messenger RNA of Linum tenue, 2005 nucleotides long. The record is from the annotation of a GenBank genome assembly. NCBI's taxonomy places the organism in Eukaryota, Viridiplantae, Streptophyta, Magnoliopsida, Malpighiales, Linaceae.